CUCAUCCCCCACCUCCCUGGGGCUGAAAUCCCAGCUCUGUGACACAAAACACCACCACUAUUGCACUGGAGAGAACCACCCAGCCUAGAACGCACCGCACCGGGAGAGGCAACUCCCCUGCUCCUUCCCUCCACCAUGGAGUACCUCUCAGCCCUGAACCCCAGUGGCCUGCUCAGGUCAGUAUCCAAUAUGAGCUCUGAGUUUGGCCGGAAAGUCUGGACUUCACCUCCACCACCCCAGCGACCCUUCCGAGUCUGUGAUCACAAGCGGACUACCCGGAAAGGUCUGACAGCUGCCACCCGCCAGGAACUGCUGGACAAGGCAACAGAGGCCCUCCUGCUGAGUGGGAUGCUAACAUUGGUGCUGGAGGAGGAUGGGACCGCUGUGGAGAGUGAGGACUUCUUCCAGCUUUUGGAGGAUGACACGUGCCUGAUGGUGCUGGAGUGUGGGCAGAGCUGGAGCCCCAGCAGGAGUGGGAUGCUGUCAUAUGGCCUGGGCCGGGAGAAGCCCAAGCACAGCAAAGACAUCGCCCGCAUCACCUUCGACGUAUACAAGCAAAACCCUCGAGACCUCUUUGGCAGCCUCAAUGUCAAAGCCACAUUCUACGGGCUCUACUCCAUGAGUUGUGAUUUUCAAGGACUUGGCCCAAAGAAAGUACUCAGGGAGCUCCUCCGCUGGACAUCUGCACUGCUGCAAGGCCUAGGCCACAUGCUGCUGGGAAUUUCCUCCAGCCUUCGCCACCUAGUAGAAGGGGCCGAGCAGUGGCAUUGGCAGCGGCAGGGUCGCCUCCAUCCCUACUGAGAAGGGGCUCUGAGCUGCUCUCUGCCCCUAGACUUGUUCCAAGACACACUGUAAGGACUCUGACAGCAUCAGCUUUGGAGAUCUGAGGAUAGUGCAGAUGAGAGAACUCACCCAAUUUCCCCAUGGUCUUCUGACCCCACUGCAACAGGUCCCAUCGGCAUAAGGCCUUAUACCUCUAGCCUAUACCCUUUCCCGAAGAAUACUGUCUCUUCCUAGCCAUCUUUCCAGCUUCCCCCUUACCCUAAAAGGCCACAAACCCAUCCCCAAGCAUCUUGAUUCCACUCUGACCAUUGCUACAUCUAGAUUUCUUGCAAUUCCUCCUGUCCCUAAGCUUCCCAGUGCACUGGAUUCAGCCUUUGACUUCACCUUGAGAUCUCAAUUUCUUUAUAUCCUUCUCCCCAAAAUAACAAAAACAUUUCCAAUAAAAAUAUAAAAAUACUUAUUAUUAA
This is a messenger RNA of Canis lupus familiaris (dog), 1250 nucleotides long. It is a transcript of the gene CIDEB, whose product is annotated as cell death inducing DFFA like effector b. The transcript is spliced from 5 exons. NCBI's taxonomy places the organism in Eukaryota, Metazoa, Chordata, Mammalia, Carnivora, Canidae. Gene Ontology annotation, biological process: regulation of apoptotic process; apoptotic process. The record is from RefSeq and is a predicted model, not a curated record. The coding region runs from base 136 to 801 and encodes 221 amino acids.